UGUGUUUACAACAAUAAUAGGACUUGGAAAAUGUGUAAUUUGCACCGUCAUCCUCACAAGAUAUGGAAGUCAAUCUUAAAAUGUAACUGGUAAUCAAAAGCCUUCGAUUACACAAAGAAAAUWUAUUCCAGAGACUAAUUUAAAGGAAUUUUGRCCCAUUUURCGAUUCCUUUUCACGAUGAACACGCGAACGAUACUAUCAAGGAUUCUCAGAUCAACUCGAUUUCUUGGGCUGCAGUCUCGUCCGAUGCCACUGAACCGAUCAAAACAUAUUAUUGCAAACAAGCAAGUCAAGGUUCCCGAUUUUGUGCAGGAGUUUAAGGGAAUGGAGCCUUCUUUUCCUUGUUUGACUGAGCUAUCGCCAAGRUCCAAAGGAAGCAUUGGUGCUGACCCAGUCUAUUCCCAAGUUCUUACUGGUUUUCAAACAUUUCUCUACAAUCAGCCUUUUUAUUUCCAAUACAAUGAGGGAGUUGUUCCAGAAAUGGUUGUUGCUUAUGAAACAUGGGGUCAACUAAAUGAUGAYAAGAGCAAUGUUGUGUUAUUGUACACAGGCCUUUCGGCAUCAUCWCACGCUAGAAGUAAUGAGGUAUUAUCCAUUGAUUUCCUUUAGUUAGAACGACAACACUUAUUUAUUUCUUAACAUUUCACUUUAAAAAAGCUAAAAGAGACACUUUCUCGAGGAAUGCUUUCAAAACUGAUUUACUUUGUAAUCGAUAACUGGACACUAUUCAAAGAUUGUUUACAAGCAUUUUCGGAACUCUUAUUAAAGCAUUUUAAUGUGACAACAGAAAAAGAGUCAAAGCAUGCAAUUCCAGAUAUCUCUUGACAUGGAUAUUUCUAGCUAUAGUAUAAGCAAUUUUGCCUCAGAAUUCAGUACAAAAUGCUGUUAGAGUAARGCCCAGUUUACAUGGAUCACUUUACACUAAAAGGUCGCCCUACCAGAAGAGUUCAAACAAAGCCCCUCCUCCUUUACAYACAAACUUGACAAGCAGGGGCCACCCCUGGAGUAUCGCUAGCAUCAUGGUUACUAGGUUUUGUAAGGAGUUUUCUCUUUUUUCCUUUUGAUUGUUUAUAUCAUACUUGUCUAUAUAUUUUCAGUGCUGUGAGCUAUUAUUGUCAAUAAAACCAUUAUUUUGA
Exaiptasia diaphana is the source of this 1137-nucleotide messenger RNA. RefSeq names its product serine O-succinyltransferase-like. The transcript has 2 exons. Gene Ontology annotation, molecular function: homoserine O-acetyltransferase activity; L-serine O-acetyltransferase activity. NCBI's taxonomy places the organism in Eukaryota, Metazoa, Cnidaria, Anthozoa, Actiniaria, Aiptasiidae. Gene Ontology annotation, biological process: L-homoserine metabolic process. Bases 179 to 610 code for a protein of 143 amino acids. The record is from RefSeq and is a predicted model, not a curated record.